GGUCCAGGCGGUGAAAGCAUGGCAGCUGCGGAGAUAGAGGUUGUUUCACCUGUGAUUCUGGACACAUCCCCAGACACUUUAGGAUCAUCCGCGGCCUCUGUAGCCACAGAGGUAGCUGCGGCGGCCAGGACUGGAUCGCAAGCCCAGGUCUCCAAGGCCGCCCUGGCUGCUAAGCUCAUGUCGCUCAGCGGCGUGUUCGCCGUGCACAAGCCCAAAGGACCCACUUCAGCCGAGCUGCUGAACCGGCUGAAGGAAAAGCUUCUGGCAGAAGCUGGAAUGCCUUCUCCAGAACGGAACAAGAGGCAAAAGCAGACACUGAAAGUCGGACACGGAGGGACUCUGGACAGUGCAGCGCAAGGUGUUCUGGUGGUUGGGAUUGGAAGAGGAACGAAAAUGUUGACCAGUAUGUUGUCGGGGUCCAAGAGGUACAUCGCCAUCGGAGAACUGGGGAAAGCUACGGACACGCUGGAUUCUACCGGGAAGGUAACAGAAGAGAAGCCAUAUGAUAAAAUAACACAAGAAGAUAUCGAAGGCAUUCUGCAGAAGUUUACUGGGAAUAUAAUGCAAGUACCCCCCCUCUAUUCUGCGCUGAAGAAGGAUGGACAGAGACUCUCAACGCUAAUGAAGAGGGGCAAAGUGGUUGAGGCCAGACCGGCCAGGCCAGUGACCGUCCACAGCAUCUCCCUCCUGGAGUUCCAGCCGCCGUUCUUCACGCUAGAUGUUGAAUGCGGAGGAGGCUUUUACAUCCGAAGCCUGGUCAGUGACAUUGGCAAAGAACUCUCUUCUUGUGCCAGUGUGCUGGAGCUGACCCGCACCAAACAGGGGCCCUUUACGCUUGCACAGCACGCCCUCCCCGAGGACAGAUGGACCAUCGAUGACAUCGCACGGUCCCUGGAGGCCUGCACGUCGACCCUUCUGCCAGAGGAGCUGACGUCUAAGAAAUCAAGAUCCGAGAACUCCAGUGACCAGGUUUUAAGCUGUGGAUAUAUAACUCUCAGGGAGACAGAGAGAGAGGAUGACACAGCGAAGACACUUUGAGCCUGGCCUGGGACGAUCGUUUCCCGGUUGGUGUGUAUCCUGACCCAGGAAUGCCCAUAUACUUCUUGAGUUCUUUGCAAGAUAUCUUAAUGUCUCUGGAUGAUGGAUCUGAUUGGAUUCAGAUAAAUAAGUUUUCUGAAUUUGAUCUCCCCUUAGUCUUUUUCCUGUGAAAAAGUUAGUAUUUUAACUACAGAAGCGUGAAGUCUGAGCUACAGAUUCCACUUGUGUCAGACUCUCUUUGCUUAGAUGGGGGAGGGGCCUUCACUGUUGUGAAAUUCUCUGAAUGUAUCUGAAGUGCUCAGUGUUGAGCUGUCCUGUGUGCGUGUGCCGCUGGGAAGCGCUGGCGGCCUGUGGUCAUCUGCGACUGUGUUUCUUAGAUCUUGAAAAUGAAUACGUUUUCCCGAUAAAUAUCUGUAAAUGCACAAACUUCUGCCUCGGCCACUGGCAGAAUGUAAAUGGCGUAAUUCGUUUCAGAUCGUCUUCUCGGCAGAGCUCAGCUCCUGUCACUGUGUACCGUGGCAGCUGUUCUGUGGACAGCCACAUGAAAUCAAAGCACUAGAAAUGUGAUUUUCUUUUUAGAAUAUAAAGAAUUUAUCUUGAAUUAAAA
Apodemus sylvaticus (European woodmouse) is the source of this 1645-nucleotide messenger RNA. RefSeq names its product TruB pseudouridine synthase family member 1 (gene Trub1). The transcript has 8 exons. Gene Ontology annotation, cellular component: mitochondrion. NCBI's taxonomy places the organism in Eukaryota, Metazoa, Chordata, Mammalia, Rodentia, Muridae. The coding region runs from base 19 to 1038 and encodes 339 amino acids. The record is from RefSeq and is a predicted model, not a curated record. Gene Ontology annotation, biological process: mRNA pseudouridine synthesis; tRNA modification. Gene Ontology annotation, molecular function: pseudouridine synthase activity; RNA binding.